Impatiens glandulifera is the source of this 992-nucleotide messenger RNA. Its product is annotated as peptidyl-prolyl cis-trans isomerase CYP23-like. The coding region runs from base 80 to 769 and encodes 229 amino acids. Gene Ontology annotation, molecular function: peptidyl-prolyl cis-trans isomerase activity. The record is from RefSeq and is a predicted model, not a curated record. The transcript has 8 exons. Gene Ontology annotation, biological process: protein peptidyl-prolyl isomerization. Lineage: Eukaryota; Viridiplantae; Streptophyta; Magnoliopsida; Ericales; Balsaminaceae.
GAGCCCCGGGCAACUAAGCUCUAGGAAAGACUAAACUCAUGAAUAAUUCUGAAAAUUUCUUAAUGAUUCUUUAGUCAAAAUGGGGUCUGGCAGAAGUGAAUCCUCAAUCUUGAUCGCGUACGCUUUUGUCCUCUGCUCAGUCCUCUCGGCCGCCUUCGCUCAAGAACCUGAACUUGGAUCGGCCCGUGUUGUUUUUCAGACAAAUUAUGGAGAUAUUGAAUUCGGAUUCUACCCUUCUGUGGCCCCAAAGACUGUCGAUCACAUUUUCAAGCUUGUUCGUCUAGGAAGUUAUAAUACCAACCAUUUCUUUAGGAUUGAUAAAGGCUUUGUGGCCCAAGUUGCUGCUGUUAAUGGUGGAAGAACAGCAUCCAUGAAUGAUAAGCAAAGAGAGGAAGCUCAGAAAACUGUCAUUGGAGAAUUCAGCCAUGUCAAACAUGUGAGAGGAAUUCUUUCUAUGGGAAGGUAUGACGAUCCAGAUAGUGCAUCCUCAUCGUUCUCAAUACUUUUAGGAGAUGCCCCCCAUCUCGAUCGAAAGUAUGCUAUAUUUGGAAAACUUACUAAAGGAGAUGAAACAUUGAGAAAGCUCGAAGAUGUUCCUACACGCCGUGAAGGGAUAUUCGUGAUGCCUGUGGAGCGUAUAACCAUUCACUCGACUUACUACUAUGAUACUAAGGCAGAAACUUGUGAAGCUGAAAACGUGGGCUUGCGAAGGAGGCUUGCUGCUUCGGCUGUUGAAAUUGAAAGACAGAGAAUCAAAUGCCUCCCUUGAAACAUCCCGUGAAGAACAUGGCCAAGAACCUCAACAUUUGCAAAUCCAUGUAAUAUUGUGUAUUGGUUUUCUCUUUAUUCUCAACCAGUAAGCAUAUUUAGAAAAGUAUAAUAGUUGUACUUAGGCAUCAAUUUAUUAUCUUGCUUAUAGCCUUAUAGAAGACAUUGUGUGCCCUCUAUGUAGGAACGACAAUGAAAUAAUUAACCAUCUCCUAUUUAAUUCA